AUGCGAUAGAAACCGCAAGUCGCAUUCGUUAUUAAUUGGAGCGAAAGUGAAAUAUUAUCAUAAUAAUCAGGCCACAGAAUGCAUCUAGACAGACAAUUCCUCUUUCUCGUAACAGUCAUUGUAAUACUGUUCGUGUUCGGUUGCAGAUGUGAGGAAGAGAUAAAUGAGAAUGUGAUUGAUAGUAACGAAGUCCUCAGUAACGAGGAAGAUACGGAGAAGUUUCCGAAGGGUUGGAACGUCAUCAAGAAGUUGAGGGAACAGAUUAAAAUGAAGGAGGCCGAGUUAGAAAACGCGGAAAAGAUCAAUAAGAAUUUCGAAAGGAUGAUUCAGCUAGUGAACAUAAUGGGACAAGUCGAUACAUUCUUAACGGACAGAACGAGGAUGGUUCUUAAGAAGUUGGCGAUGCUUGCAGACGAUAUGGACGGAAGCAAAUCAAGAAAAUCAAUGAAAUACGACAUCAAAUUUUAAUACACGAACCCCAAAUAUAAAGAAAUAUUAAAUUUGAAAAUAAAACGAAUUAUUUAUUUAAUACUUUCGCAUUUAAACAAAUCGCAAUUUCCUUCUU
Molecule: messenger RNA, 565 nt
Organism: Nicrophorus vespilloides
Lineage: Eukaryota; Metazoa; Arthropoda; Insecta; Coleoptera; Silphidae
Exons: 2
Coding region: 79-468 (129 amino acids)
Source: RefSeq, a predicted model, not a curated record